UGAAACAUGAUAUACAAAAUUAGAUCCAAGCAAGCCAUCAACAUCUUCGAAGGUAUUUGACUAGGCCUAAUAAAAAUAAAAACACGUGACGUGAGUGUUGUUGCGUCUCGUGGCACCUACACUGAAGAAAGAUAGCAAAAGAAGAAAGCGACGAGAAAGGCAAACGUUUUUUCAUCUCACCGACCCAUCCAUCACACACUUUUGCUUAAUUGCGUUCGUCUUCUUGCAUGCUUGUUCUGCCUACUUAUUCAUUCCCUUUCCCUUUCGCAUUCAUCCAUCCUCUCACCAAUCUCAAUACCAUUAGGUUUUGUUUCAAUCGUCUUGCCGAUCGUUUUAGCUACCUACGUAGGGUUUCCACCAAUGCCGCCGGAUUCCUCCGAACUAGACAGUGAUCCCGAUACUGAGUUCGCCGAAAUUGAUCCUACCGGUAGAUAUGGCCGGUAUAAGGAAGUUUUAGGGAAGGGGGCUUUCAAAAAAGUGUAUCCUUUUUAUCUUGUUUAUUUUGUUUAUGAAUUUUUAUGCUUAAUUGUUGAAAUGAAAUGUAUAUGUGAUAUGGAUACGUUUGGAAUUUGGAUAUGUUUUUCCAUGACAGUAAUUUGGAAAUGCAGAUACCGAGCUUUUGAUGAAUUGGAAGGAAUUGAAGUGGCUUGGAACCAGGUUAAGGUGUCUGAUCUAUUGCGUAAUUCUGAGGAUUUGGAGCGGCUUUACUCGGAAGUUCAUUUGCUUAAGACUUUGAAGCAUAAGAAUAUUAUUAAAUUUUACAGUUCAUGGGUUGACACCAAGAGUGAGAAUAUUAAUUUCAUUACUGAAAUUUUCACGUCCGGAACAUUGCGCCAAUACCGGAAGAAACAUAAGCAUGUUGAUUUGAGAGCUUUGAAGAAAUGGUCUAGACAGAUUUUGGAGGGCCUUUCAUAUCUUCAUAGUCAUAAUCCACCAGUUAUUCAUAGAGACCUUAAGUGUGACAACAUUUUUGUCAAUGGGAAUCAAGGGGAGGUGAAAAUUGGUGAUUUAGGGUUGGCUGCCAUUCUUCAACAGGCCAGUUCAGCUCACAGUGUUAUAGGUACCCCAGAGUUUAUGGCCCCAGAACUUUAUGAAGAGGAGUACAAUGAGCUUGUUGACGUAUAUGCUUUUGGCAUGUGCUUGCUAGAGUUGGUAACUGUUGAGUACCCGUAUGUUGAAUGUACCAAUGCUGCUCAAAUAUACAAGAAAGUCACAUCUGGAAUAAAGCCAGCAUCAUUGGCAAAAGUAAAUGAUCCCGAAGUUACAGCCUUUAUAGAGAAGUGUAUUGCUCAUGUAUCACAACGGUUGCCUGCAAAGACUCUCUUGAUGGAUCCCUUCCUUCAGUCAGAUUUUGAUGGUGACAGUGUCGGUCGAUCUUCGAGAUCUAGAACCCCGCAUUCAAGAAAUAACUUUGAUGAUGUACCCAUUGCAAAAAGUGCCAAGGAUAACUCUGUUGAGGCAAAUAGGGAAUUCACUGUGGAAGGCCAGAGGAGAGAUGUUAAUACAAUAUUUUUAAAACUACGAAUUGCUGAUUCUUCAGGCCAUAUUCGAAAUAUCCAUUUCCCUUUCGAUAUUGGAGAAGACACUUCAGUCGCUGUUGCCAGUGAAAUGGUUGAGGAGUUGGAGCUUAGUGAUCAAGAUGUUUCAACUAUUGCAAUGACAAUUGACUCAGAAAUUCGAUACCACAUCCCUAGCUGGAAACCUAGUGAAAUUCCUGACAAUAGUUCUUAUCAGGAUUCAGGCCAUACCCAUGAAACUAUGCCCCAGGCUUCUCCCAUAGCAAAUGAUUCUCCUGGCAGCCUUGCUUUGGAAAUAUUACCUUCAGGUCGUAAGUACUGGUCAGACUCGCCUAAGGGUGUUGGUGGAAGCUCUCCAUAUCUGCACGGUGCUUCAAAUUUGUCUCAUGAAGUGGAUAUGUUUGCUGAGGCAGGCGUCUUGUUUGCAAAUAGUGCGGAGAAGGAAUGUGAUGGGACUGCUGAUUCCCCUUCCAGUGAAAGAAGUUUUACAUCAGCCCAUUUUGAAACCGCUGGUGAAAUGUCCUUUCAAGAAGAAAUAUCAGUAAGUUUGGAAGAAUCUGAAACAGAAGACAUCAAUAAAAUAGCGACAAAGCUGGAAACUUUGUUGGGUAUGCAGAGAGAGGAGUUAAACGAACUGAAGAAGAAGCACCAAGUAGCUGUCUCAGAUUUUUUGAAUGAAUUUUCUCCAGAAAUUUCCCUACAGCUUCUAAAUAUAUGCAACCUGCAGAUGCCUGACUCUGAAGUGUAAAUCUUUCAUGCAUGUUACUUGGAACAAAUUGCACAGAGUUAAUAUUUUGGGUUCGGGGAGUCAUAACUUUUGAUCAUCUUUGCAAGAUGAUUUUGGUUGAGUGAAGACUUAAUCUCAUCUUUAGCAUGAAGACUAAAUGCUAUUGCUGUAUUUAAGGGUAGUGAAAUGAUAGGGCGUCGUAAGACUAGAUUAUUUCAAUUUCAUUCCCCAAUAUAAUAACAUCUGUACAUAGUUUGGUACAAGUUAUUAAACUAUAGAAAGUGUAUACUUGUACAUAUUCUUGCUUUCACUAGGAGUUUACCGUUGGUUGGUAGCAGUUAAAUGCUGAGCAUGGUAUCAUCUAUUUGAUCUUGUUAUUGCAAAUUAUUUUUCAUUUAUUA
Molecule: messenger RNA, 2645 nt
Organism: Lathyrus oleraceus (garden pea)
Lineage: Eukaryota; Viridiplantae; Streptophyta; Magnoliopsida; Fabales; Fabaceae
Product: probable serine/threonine-protein kinase WNK3
Exons: 7
Coding region: 361-2265 (634 amino acids)
Biological process (GO): protein phosphorylation
Molecular function (GO): protein serine/threonine kinase activity; ATP binding
Source: RefSeq, a predicted model, not a curated record